CUUGCAUGCAAUAGUAGACAACUUUGGAAUAUUUCAGAUGAGGAUAGAUUAAGCAUUAAGGAAGGGCACAGAGGAAUAUCUUCUAGCUAGGGCUUGGCUUGGCUUGGCUUGUCCUUCUUCAAUUCCCUUGUGUAUUUAAGUCACCUACGCGCGCCAUGGUUACCGUAUUAGAGAAAGCAUUUGGCUCCAUCAUAUCUGCCAUUGCACACUGUUACUUUCGCUAUCGGGACAUCCACAACUUCGACGACAACUUCAACCACAACAUGCCAAAGGGUCGUCCACUCUCCUUGCAGACUGUGGAGCUCAGAGUAAGGAUGUGUUGCACUGGCUGCGAGAGAGUUGUCAAAGAUGCCAUUCACAAGCUUAAAGGGGUUGAUUCGGUGGAGGUGGACCUAGAGUUAGAAAAGGUAACUGCGGUCGGGUACGUUGAUCGAAACAAGGUGCUCAAGGCAGUGAGGAGGGCUGGAAAGAGGGCUGAAUUCUGGCCAUACCCGGAACCACCGUUGUACUACACAUCCUCCGAUCGCUAUUUCAGAGACACUACUCAUGAGUUCAAAGAGAGUUACAACUAUUAUAAGCAUGGCUACAAUCUCGGCGACAGGCAUGGGACCAUUCCGAUUAGUCAUCGGGGAGACGACAAGGUCAGCAACAUGUUCAACGAUGACAACGUCAAUGCCUGCUGUCUCAUGUAAUUCAGUAAUUGUAAUAUAUAAUAUCUCUGACGACGUGGAGCAGCUAGCAGUACCAUCAUCAUCAUCAUCAUCAUCGAUCACGCAUGUGUAAUAUCUAGAGGCAUAAUUUGUAUGGUCGAUCUGGAUGGAAAAUCAUGAUCCGGCCGUCAAUCUCUUUAUGUAAAGCUUUGUUUGUUUGUUUCUUAUAGCUAGGAGUGGGGAAUAUAUUCAAUGGAACAGUUAUCCAA
This is a messenger RNA of Corylus avellana, 919 nucleotides long. RefSeq names its product heavy metal-associated isoprenylated plant protein 30. The record is from RefSeq and is a predicted model, not a curated record. NCBI's taxonomy places the organism in Eukaryota, Viridiplantae, Streptophyta, Magnoliopsida, Fagales, Betulaceae. Gene Ontology annotation, molecular function: metal ion binding.